AUGGCUGGUUCUCUAGUAAGCAUAUCCCAGGGUCUAUUGACAUUCAAGGAUGUGCAUGUGGACUUUUCCCAAGAGGAAUGGAAGUGCCUGGACUCUGCUCAGAGGGCUUUGUACAUUGAUGUGAUGCUGGAGAAUUACAACAAUCUGGUCUCUGUGGAGAAAUAUUUCAUAUGUGAUCCUGUCCAUCAACUCGGGAAAACUGAAAAGGAGUCUUGUCAGUGUAAUGAGCUCGGAAAUAUUUUUCAUGACCCCUCUACAUGUGCACUUUUUAGAACGAGUGAAACUGUAGAAAACUCUAAUAACUACGGAUGCAGUAAUUACAGGGAUGCCUCUGUUGACUCAUCAAACCCAGAGAGACAUGAAAGCAUGCACACUGGAGAAGAACCUUGCAAUUCUAAAGAAAGUGAGAAAUCCUUAAAUGUGUGUUCAAGCAUUACUCAACAUCACAGACUCUACACUGCAAAGAGCAAGCACAGGGAGGGAGAAUAUGAACGUCUUGACACUACAUAUAGUCUUUUUCAACAACCAAUCUGCAUUGGAAAGAAACCAUACCAGUGUGGGAAAUGUAAAAAAUUCUAUAGUACUUCUUCAUAUCUCACUGUGCAUCAGAGAAUUCACACAGGAGAGAAGCCUUACAAAUGUAAAGACUGUGACAAAUCCUUUAUUAUGAAGUCAAGUCUUAUAAAACAUGAAAGAAUUCAUACCGGAGAGAAGCCUUACACAUGUAAGGACUGCAACAAAUCCUUUAAUGUGAGUUCAAAUCUUACAAUGCAUAAAAGAAUUCAUGCAGAAAAGAAGCCUUACAAAUGCAAAGACUGUGACAAAUCCUUCAGUACAAGGCCAUGUCUUACAGUGCAUCAGAAAAUACAUACAGGAGAGAAGCCUUACACAUGUAAGGACUGUGACAAAUCCUUUAUUAUGAAAUCGAAGCUUAUGCAGCAUCAAAGAAUUCAUGCAGAAAAGAAGCCUUACAAAUGCAAAGACUGUGACAAAUCCUUCAGUACAAGGCCAUGUCUUACAGUGCAUCAGAAAAUACAUACAGGAGAGAAGCCUUACACAUGUAAGGACUGUGACAAAUCCUUUAUUAUGAAAUCGAAGCUUAUGCAGCAUCAAAGAAUUCAUACAGGAGAGAAGCCUUACACAUGUAAGGACUGUAACAAAUCGUUUAAUGUGAGGUCAUAUCUUAUACUGCACCAGAGAAUUCAUACAGGAGAGAAGCCUCACAAAUGUAAAGACUGUGACAAAUCCUUUACUAUGAAAACAACUCUUACAGUGCACCAGAGAAUUCACACAGGAAAGAAGCCUUACACAUGUAAGGACUGUGACAAAUCCUUUGUUAUGAAGUCAAAACUUACUCAGCAUCAGAGAAUUCAUACAGGAGAAAAGCCUUACAAAUGUAAGGACUGUGAGAAAUCCUUUGCUGUGAGGCCAACUCUUAGAGAGCAUCAAAGAAUUCAUACAGGAGAAAAGCCUUACAAAUGUAAGGACUGUGAGAAAUCCUUCACUGCAAAGUCAACUCUUACACAGCAUCAGAGAAUUCAUACAGGAGAGAAGCCUUACAAAUGCCAGGAAUGUGACAAAUCAUUUACCACAUGCACAUAUCUUAGAGAGCAUCAGAAAAUUCAUACUGGAAAGAAACCUUACAAAUGUGGAGAAUGUAGCAGAUCUUUUGCUACACUCACAUAUCUUAAAAAACAUCAGAAAAUUCAUACUGGUUAG
This is a messenger RNA of Phodopus roborovskii (desert hamster), 1719 nucleotides long. Its product is annotated as zinc finger protein 54-like. The transcript has 3 exons. The record is from RefSeq and is a predicted model, not a curated record. The coding region runs from base 1 to 1719 and encodes 572 amino acids. Lineage: Eukaryota; Metazoa; Chordata; Mammalia; Rodentia; Cricetidae. Gene Ontology annotation, biological process: negative regulation of transcription by RNA polymerase II; regulation of cytokine production; regulation of immune system process.